Molecule: messenger RNA, 1863 nt
Organism: Lachancea fermentati
Lineage: Eukaryota; Fungi; Ascomycota; Saccharomycetes; Saccharomycetales; Saccharomycetaceae
Source: the annotation of a GenBank genome assembly
AUGGCCGGCGGAGACCAAACGAUAUCCGUGAAUGGAUCACUAUCUACCGAUAAGCUCGCUUCUCAGACUAAUUCUAUUGGUCUGGGGGUUGGUUUAGCACUUCCACCUGAACCUCAUGAUGGUAGUAAGCCUGUAAAUGGACCAACUAUAGCCGAUGUUUUGGGAACCGACACAUCACCUCAAAGUGCCACCAAUAAAAACCACACAACGGUAUCUUCAAAUAUGACGUCUACUGGACUUUUGAAUGAAAGUGGACACGCAACUAUAGGCCACAAUUCCCCUGCACCAGGUAGCUUGUCUUCAAGAUAUGAUGUGAUGCAACAUGUGUCAGGAAGUACCGAACCCCCUCUACUGCCGUCUACAAACUCUACAAUGACGAAUGUACAACUUUUUCAACGUAUGGACGAGGUUUCCGCUAGAAUGAUAGCUAUGGAGGAAAUGUUUAACAAAGUUUGCUGCAAGAUGGAUGAACAAGAAUCCACAAUUCAGAAGCUGAAGAUACAAAAUGAAGAUUACUCUCUCAAAAUUCUCCAGGAAAUAAGGUUUCUGAAUGCUAAUUUACCCAUAUUGGAGAACCCUGAAGAUAACGAAAAAGAUGCAUUUGUCACCGACCUUCUAAACUCCAUUACCAAUGUGAGCACGAGUUACCUUAAAAAAAUCAACUCAAAAAACUCACAAAGGUUCAAACGACAAAGAUUAAUGAUGAGUCCUGGAGAUUUAUCAAUCUUAGAUAAAAGAAAGUUUAGUAACGAGCUAACAGGCCACAACUUCAAUAGCCCUAGCGGCAACCAAACGGAGAGCCCCAUUUCAUCCCAUCAGCUUAGAGCGAGCAAUCUAGGCGACAUCACUGAUUCACAAUUACCUAAUUACUUAACGAAGCAGUCUUUUCAUCUCAAUCCAAAUGCCAUCAAGCUAAGGGCAGCGAGAAACACAGCAAAUACUUCAAAACACGCUACCAUCCAAUCAUAUAAUGACCUGACAUCAUUGAACAAUAUUGGGUCGAUGAGCUUGCCUAAUCUAACGUUGGAGAAUCUUACUAGAAGGAAUUUUACUGAAAAUUCGGUCAAUGCACCAGCUGGAGGACAAUCACAUGCCGCACCACCUCCAGCCUCCAAGGGACGCCAUGGGGUAUAUAUACAGGUAGGUUCUGAUGCGGAGCACGCAAACGAUGGAGACAUGGAAUCUUCCGACGAUGAAGAGGGAUACCAAGAAGAUGACGAAGAUAAACAAAGUAGCUCAGAGACGGAUGACAGACAUAGGGACGAAGACCGAUUUAAUAUAGACGACGAAGAGGAAGACGAAGCCGAAGAAGAAGAAGAUACUGAUAAAGAGCUUUUUGGCAUUCGUAGUGGUAAGAGAAUACAUCAAAGCGAAAAAAGGCAGAGAGAUAAAUUGAAAAGAAAACGGAAAGAAAGCCUGAAUGGGCCGAUUAUCAAAUCUGCUCCUAGUUCGCAAACGAACGCUGCGCAUACUCAACCUGUCGAAGAGAGACUUCAUUUGAGAAACGGCAAUAGGGCAAGCCUAUAUGUUGCCGAUAAGGAGCGCGACUUAAAUUAUACACUAUUGAAAGCUCCUGCAAAUGUAAAAACAAUAUGGCAAGAAUAUGUUGAGGGUAUUGAUGGUAAUCCUCCGGUAAAAUUCUUGGAGGAAACAUACGGAAAUAAAUGGAGGUUAAGUCGUAACGUCAAGACUUUUGCGCGACGUAAGCGGUUAUAUAAAUUCAUUUUGAGGGGCAUAAACAAGGGACGAAGUGCUGAUGACAUGGUUGAGAUUUUAGAAAAGAGAAGAAUCUACAAAAACGAGCAUGGUGAAGUCAAGAAGAGAACAAUCGGAUGGCUGCAACAAAGCCUGAGCGGCAUAUAA